This is a messenger RNA of Andrographis paniculata, 3013 nucleotides long. Its product is annotated as BEL1-like homeodomain protein 7. Gene Ontology annotation, molecular function: DNA-binding transcription factor activity, RNA polymerase II-specific; RNA polymerase II cis-regulatory region sequence-specific DNA binding. Gene Ontology annotation, biological process: regulation of transcription by RNA polymerase II. The transcript is spliced from 5 exons. The record is from RefSeq and is a predicted model, not a curated record. Bases 1080 to 2906 code for a protein of 608 amino acids. Lineage: Eukaryota; Viridiplantae; Streptophyta; Magnoliopsida; Lamiales; Acanthaceae.
GGCCAACUAAAAUAAUGGGAAUAAAAUAAAGGGGUUGGAUAUUUGCAUUUUGCGGGUGCAGGCCUUCCAUUCCGUCAUCCAUCACCAUACACACUCUGGUUAGAAAAAUGGAGGAUUUAGAGAGAGAAAGGGAGGUUUAAGGGAGAAGGGGGUUUAGGUCUACCAACUGGUGGUUAGAGAUUGGCACUCCAUAACCAAACAUCAUCAAUAACAGCAAAGAAUUAACCAAGUCAAGCAACAGGGAAGGGAAGGGAAGGUAAGGGAAGGGAAGGUAAGGGAAGGGAAUAGCAACAGAUAAACAGCAAAGGAGAAUUGAAGAAAAGAGAAGAAUAGAAGAAGGCCAGUACAGUUUAAUCAUCAUUACUGUUCUUACCAUUGCUGCAAAUCAAUCAAUGUUGUUCAUUCUUUACCCUUAUAUAAUCAAUUAGAGGAAAAGGGGGAAAAGAGCUUUUCUUCUUCUUCUUCUUCUUCUUCUUCUUUAUUUUGCCCUAGUUUUUCAAUUCCAGCAUUUACAAACAAGAAUUGGGAAUUUGGAUCUUUUGUGGGGUUUCGAAAAUAGUAGCAAAAGAAAGGACCCUCUUUUCUAAGGGGAACUUGAUCAGAGAGAAAAUGGGAAAUUGGAAAGGGACUUUGUGUGUGAGUUUCACGUGGGAAUUGAUAAAAAAAAAGGAGUAUAUGAUGGAUGAAUGAGCAGAUUAUGGAGAGAGUGAGGAACUAAUUGGAGAGGUGAUUAUGGUUUUGUACUUUGAGAUUUGAAUAUUUCGAAACUCUACCAUACUAGACACCAGUUUUUUCUUCCUUUUUUCUUUUUUCUCCAUUGUUGAAAAAAAACAACAAAGAAAGAGUUGGGAUUAUUUGUUUCCUUUUGGGGUUUUCUGCAUCUUUACUUUUCCUUCUUGUUCUGUUUUCUGGUUUUUGAAAGAGGAGAAUUUGGAUUACAGUGUUGAAGCUUUGGGAUCUGCUGAUCAAACUGGAUACCACUCGUCAGGCAAUUGGGACUACUUCUGUGGAUCAUUUUAUUGGGAUUCUUGAAACUUAAAUUACAGCAUAUAUAUAUAUAUAGAAAGAGAGAGAGAGAAAUGGGCACAUACAUUCCAAUGGCAGAUGAUCAAAGGGAUGCUGCAACUAUGCUGUAUUUAAGGGACCCUUUGCCCAAUUCUCAGACAGAAACACCUCUGCUACCUGGGAACAUAAUGUACAUGAAUUUCUCGUCUUCUUCGACGCCGUAUUCCGACAUGGAUGUCCAGCCUGUAGCUAAUUCCGAUUCCAAUUCAUCCCGGCAAGUUCUGUUGAGCUUCGGAGGCUCGCGAUCCAUGGACAACCAGGUCGUCGUAGGUGGUCCGAAUCUGCAGGGACAAGGACUAUCCCUUAGUCUUGGGACACAUGUCCCGUCGGUGAUGCAAAUAUCGCCUAUGCAAUACCAGAACGACGAUCCCAACUUCGGCUCAAUGCUGGCGUGUAAUAAUGCCAUGUUCGAGAAUGCGGAUCAUUACAACAGUAAGCAUUCGAGGGAGGAUGAGUAUGUCCUUUCCGGCGGUGUAGGAAGCAGUUCGGACGCAAAUGACGUCCCGAUGUACGGUUCGCAAAGUAUCGCAAGAGCAGUUCCCAAUUCGAAGUAUUUGAAAGCAACCCAAGAGCUGCUCAACGAAGUCGUGAACGUCAGGCAAGCGAUCAAGGAUCAGAAUGCGAGGAAGGAGUCGGGAGAAUCUAUGGACGGCGCUACGGAACCUUCUUCGGCUAAGGCGACGGGGAAUUCAUCGAGUGAGCUUUCAGUUUCCGAGAAACAUGAACAGCAAAAUAAGUUGACGAAGCUUUUAUCGAUGUUAGACGAGGUCGACAGACGGUACCGGCAGUAUUACCAUCAAAUGCAGAUUGUGGUAUGCUCGUUCGAUGUUGUGGCUGGAUCGGGGGCAUCGAAACCGUACACGGCUCUUGCUCUUCAGACAAUUUCACGGCACUUUCGCUGUCUGCGCGACGCUAUAAACGGCCAGAUUCAGACAGCGCGGAAAUCGCUUGGGGAGGAUGAUGCAGCUCUGAAUAAUAAAGGCGUUGGGAUAUCGCGCCUGCGAUUUGUCGAUCAACAACUCAGGCAGCAGAGAGCGCUACAACAGCUCGGCAUGAUGCAACAACACGCGUGGAGACCGCAACGAGGACUUCCUGAGACCUCUGUCUCGAUCUUACGCGCUUGGCUUUUCGAACACUUUCUUCAUCCCUACCCGAAAGAUUCGGACAAGAUCAUGCUGGCUAGACAGACCGGGUUAACGAGAAGUCAGGUCUCGAAUUGGUUCAUAAACGCGCGGGUUCGUCUUUGGAAGCCAAUGGUAGAAGAGAUGUACAAGGAAGAAACAGGGGAUGCUGAUAUGGACUCGAAUUCUUCAUCGGAAACAAUACCGAAAGAAAAAAACACGAAGGCUUCCGAAGAGAAAGGCAACGACUCAACGAUUUCGACGGGGCGACUCUUGGGGUUGAAGCCCGAUCAAAUAUCGAACGUCGAAUUGAUGAAGAUGAUGCAGGCUCAAUCCGAAAAGAAUUUUUCGAUGGGAGAAGAAACGACGAGGGACGGACAAAGACAAAACCCAUUUCCGGAAGGGGUCGUAGAGUCGAGUUCCGGAAACGAUAGGUUCAUGGAAGCUGCGGCGGCGGCGGCAGCCUACCAUAUGUCGGAGGAGCUGGAAAGAUUCGGCAAUGUCGGCGACGGAGUAUCGCUCACAUUAGGAUUGCAGCAGGGUGAGGGCCGCGGGAGCGUGGCCAUGGCCGAGAGCAGCCAUUUCGAACCCCCGAGGGAUUCAGAUAUGUACAACGCGGCAGGUUCGGAUAUAGCCGCUGAGACAGCAGAAUUUGAGUACAUGGAUUCGAGCAAUCAGCCUCACCGAUUCGUUUCGUCGCUGCUACCGUCGUUCUCAUGAUACACCUAAGUUGUCGAAGAUUCAAGGUUGUAGGAGUUGUAUGUAUCUGCAAGGAAGUGUAUGUUUUUUGCAUAAUGUAGAAGAAGGCAGAAAGAGUAUCAUCAUGA